AUGCGUAUCACGACCACGAAAACCACAACAACGACCAAAACUGUCGUCACAACAGUCGUAGAAACACACGAGCAACCGGCAUCGUUCACACAGCCCCGCUCAGGAGAAGGUGCACAAACUAGUCGCCCUCGUGCAGAUAAGACCCCUGCCGCCUAUCCACGUUCGAGCUUAAACGCAGCCCACGUAUCUCCGGCGCCUGCGGGUAAAUGUGUGUCUUCUACACCGAAGGCAACCUCGCAAACACUUUCAUCAAGCUCGGGAGGCUCCUCGCCGCCUACUCAGGCUAUGGCUCCUCAGCCGGGUGUUUCAAGAGAAAGAAAUGACAACCGCAGUGAGGUCGUGCGGGCAUGGCUUCAUGGCCACGUCCGACGAGACUUCAGCGGCCAGAACGUCACCCCACCCCACCUCAUAUCUCCUCCGCCGCCCGGUAAACCCCCUCGCCGGUAUUAUGUUGUGUAUAAAGGCUUACAGACCGGUAUCUUCUAUACGUGGCCCGAAGCUAACGAGCGCACCCACUACAUUCCAGGUGCCGAACACGUCAAGUUUGCGGAACGGCAGCAGGCAUUCGACGCGUACACUAGAGCAUAUCACAAAGGGAGGGUAUGGGCAAUCUAUAAGAGUGGUUCACGCUUCUGGCCUAGUAGGGACAGCUAA
Molecule: messenger RNA, 654 nt
Organism: Coniophora puteana RWD-64-598 SS2
Lineage: Eukaryota; Fungi; Basidiomycota; Agaricomycetes; Boletales; Coniophoraceae
Exons: 3
Coding region: 1-654 (217 amino acids)
Source: RefSeq, a predicted model, not a curated record